AUGGAAAUCUCUAGACCGAACAAGUUGAUGCCACAUUCAGCCGUUGAUGUUGUUGGUGAGGCGAAAAGGGACCAAAGAUGGCCGACAUCGGAUACGGACAGAUUAUCUGCUUACCCAAGCGGUGAUCGAUCAAAUCUCCUACGCUCUCACGCGGCCAAAUCAGCAGAAUGCAGUCAAGGGUCUCCGCGCGCGAGGAGAGUACCAAGGGAGUCCCGGAGAAUUUCACUUGCGCAGGCACCGGGCUAUGUUCAGCUUAACCAAUAUAGACUGCUUGAGCCCAUUGGACAGGGUUCCUAUGGAAUCGUCAAGUUAGCAUAUAAUGAAGAAGAUGAUACGCAUUAUGCAAUGAAAAUUCUAUCGAAACGCAAAUUGAUGCGUCGCGCGGGUUUGUUUGGGCGGGCGCCGCCCCGCCGCCCGGGCCCGGGGCCGCCACCUGACCCACUGCAAAGCAUCUACAGGGAAAUAGCCGUGCUCAAGAAACUGGACCAUCCUAAUGUAGUUAAGUUAGUUGAGGUAUUAGAUGAUCCAGCAGAGGACCAAUUGUACCUAGUUUUCCAGCUACUGGAGGGAGGACCUGUGAUAGAUAUUCCCACAGACAACCCCCUCAGCGAGCAGUUGGCAAGAAAGUACUUCAGGGACGCUUUACUAGGCGUUGAGUAUCUGCACUACCAGCGCAUAGCCCAUCGCGACAUCAAACCAGCCAACCUGCUGCUUGGUGAGGAUCGAGUACAGGUGGCAGACUUAGGAGCAUGCGGGGAGCUGGCAGGUGCAGGUAAACUGUCUGGAGCUGUUGGCACACCAGCAUUUCGCGCACCAGAGGCUACGACCCUUAGCGACAAAUAUAUUGGAGAGGCGGCGGACGUCUGGUCGCUCGGCGUCACUCUAUACGCCAUGGUGACUGGCCGUGUUCCCUGGACGUCACCAACAGCUGCUGAGCUGCAGAAGCGAAUCCUUUCAGAGCCUUUGGCGUUCCCUACACGACCCACCCUCUCAAAGCCUCUUAAAAAACUGUUGUCACGCAUGCUUGAUAAGGAUCCCGUUACAAGAGCAACGAUGCAAGAAAUAAAGGACCAUGAGUGGAUAACCUGUGGGGGAAAAGAUCUGCUGCCGUCAGAGCAGGAGAAUUGCAGAUUAGUCGAAGUGACAGAUGAAGACUUAGCACGGGUAGUAACCUCCAUCCCCAACAUCUCCACACUCAUCCUCAUCAAGACCAUGCUCAAGAAACACAGCUUUCAGAACCCAUUUCUACGCAGUCGGGAGAGUAGCUCCCGUCGCGAAUCUAGUGAAACUGGGGAAACGGCCGUUGCUGUGCGAGGGAAACGCACGGCUCUAGCGCGGGCAGGACGCUCGCUCUCAGCUCCUGGAAACUAUCUUACUGACAAGCAAGUUUCAUUCGAUAUCAACUUGGAAGCUGUCGAAGAAACCAAAGAGAAACCAGAAACAAAACAGAGUGUCAGCAAAUCAUCCACAAAGAGCAAGGAAAGCAAAGAAAAUGGUCAAGGGAUUGCACCGCAACGGUGA
This is a messenger RNA of Pieris macdunnoughi, 1521 nucleotides long. NCBI's taxonomy places the organism in Eukaryota, Metazoa, Arthropoda, Insecta, Lepidoptera, Pieridae. The record is from the annotation of a GenBank genome assembly.